Schistocerca gregaria is the source of this 1290-nucleotide messenger RNA. RefSeq names its product putative gustatory receptor 28a. Bases 1 to 1290 code for a protein of 429 amino acids. Gene Ontology annotation, cellular component: dendrite; axon; neuronal cell body. NCBI's taxonomy places the organism in Eukaryota, Metazoa, Arthropoda, Insecta, Orthoptera, Acrididae. The record is from RefSeq and is a predicted model, not a curated record. Gene Ontology annotation, biological process: sensory perception of taste. The transcript has a single exon.
AUGUUUGGCACUGCUCCGCUUUCUUUCAAUGAUAAAAAGGGGAAAUUUAUUGUUUCCUUUGGUUGGAAAUGUUAUUCUGCCAUUGUCACUUCAUUACUUAUAGUACUGAUAUACUGCGGUAUGCAGAGACGAAUGUCACAGCUGCACAUAACUAUGGGUGACCUUGUAUUACCUAUCGAUACUUUUAAUAUUCUUCUCGGAGAUGUUUCAGGUAUUGUAUUAAUAUUACGAAGCAUUAGCCUGAAGCAGAGAUGCGUUGAUAUGUGGUGCUUGAAUCUACUUUCAGUUGAUAUGUUUCUACACAGAAAUAGUGAGCCUGAAUACUUCAAAAUAUCUAAACUUCUGCAACGGAUGCUUUUCAUGGUGAUGCUUUUAUCACUUGUAUUGUUUGGUGGAUACAUGUGGCUCCCUGAAUACCGGUUUCAGCUUGACCUACUGUUUCCAUUUUAUUUCUGUUACGGUGUAAGGUAUGCAGUCACACAUCAGUUUUUCGCAUUUAACAUGAUUCUGUACCGAAAGUUUCUGCACUUGAAUAAACAUUUGCUGGAUAUAUUCUGCGUUCAUUCAGAGUUUGAUCUUGAUUAUAUCAUUUCUCCUUGGACGAAGACAAAUACAGGAAAUUAUGUUUCAGAGUUUCAAUGUAAACUGCAUUCGGAAGAUUCAUGCAAUUUAACACGGAGGGAGCGAUUAGAAAACAGAAUUAAGCGUAAAUCGGGACUAGCAGCACCAAUGACUUUACAGUUUAAGAGUAGCGUACCUGUCUCUCAUAUACGGAAGGUUCAUUGCCUCCUUCAUGACAUGACAAGGAGUGUCAGUGAGGCAUUUGGUGUACAGAUUGUCGCAGAGGUAACGUUUUCUUUUUUGAACAUUGUGAUGAACACUUACGUCAUGCUGGCUCACUUUCUUCGGACUGGAGCAGUUUCAUGUGGCCCACCGACAGGAGUGGUUUUAUUGGCGUGUCUACCUUGGUCUGUGCUGUCAGUCUGUAGGCUGGCCAUCAUAGCGUGCAGCAGUGAAUCGGUCGUCCAGGAGUCUAAUCACACACUGGAGCUGGUCAACAAGCUCCUCCUACUUCCGUCCAAUGGGGACUACGAUCGCCGCCAGGCUCUGCAGAAGUUCGCCCACCAGCUGCACCAUAGCCGGCUCAGCUACAGCGCUGCUGGACUCUUCUCCAUUGACAGGUCGCUGAUAACCAGCUGUGUGGCCACCAUCACUACAUACCUGGUGAUCCUCAUACAGUUCUCUCUGAAAAAGUUCAGUAGGCAACAAAGAAAUAACUGUAGUUCUUGA